This is a messenger RNA of Suillus discolor, 1149 nucleotides long. RefSeq lists its product as uncharacterized. The record is from RefSeq and is a predicted model, not a curated record. Lineage: Eukaryota; Fungi; Basidiomycota; Agaricomycetes; Boletales; Suillaceae. The coding region runs from base 1 to 1149 and encodes 382 amino acids. The transcript is spliced from 9 exons.
AUGGCGGCCACAUUGACUGAUCAAUUGGGAAUAGGGUUACUGAGGACGUGGUCCCUAGAACAACUAGAAGACAACCCCAGCCUUGCGAGAUCAAAGCUUGGGCCAGUGCUCAUGGUAUUUGUAUUCCUCAAGUAUGACCUCGAUUUCAGCCAUGAUUUGAUGGUGAUGGACGCACACAUUAUGGAGCACGCAAACUGGGUGGAAGGUUUAGUAGCGAACAAUGCAUUCAUUUACAGUACCAUAUCUGUCGAGGGAAUUGACAUGGACAUCGCUUUUGCCAACCCCACCAUCAUAACAUUGGCGAGGUACUUGUUAUAUGACAGUGAGUUUCGGUAUCAUCAAUAUAUCACUGGAAACGAUUACUUCCCAUUACUUGCGAUGAUCGCCACUCAGUGCUUCUGUUGUCGUUAUGUCAAAAUAAUUUAUGAUAAAAGCGGAGAAAAUAUCAACAUUGCUCUGUUAUCUUCCGCCCCCAUUGUAGCGCCCCUGGGCACUCUUGGUGUGACAGCCAAGGUGAAAUGGUGGAGUGAUGCACAAGCUGGAUUGACACGCAGCGGGAGCAUGCUGGACCAUUGCUUCACUCCUUUGUAUGAACUUAAGCAUCCCAGGUAUUCCCACGCUGGUACUAGGCGGUCAUCAAUGUCCCCCGAACUUCCGCACAGGCGAAGAUUUCAUAUCAGAUGGGUUACCCCACACCUCCCGUGGACGUCUCUUGAUGAGGAUGGUCAAGAGCUGCCUGUGUUCAUCGAUCUUAGGGUCCUUGGCACUCUAGCCUGGGACUGCUUUUUCACCGGUAGUCAAGUCGUGCUUUCAUUGGCUGGUGAAGUGUUAAGACCAUGCACAAAGGGUAGGACUGAUUCUGAGGGGCUUGGCUUCAGCUCGUGCACUGUGCCCCUUACCCGAGUAUGUGCCCUUAAUUUCAGAUUGGUGUCUGAAGAAAGUCUGAAGAUGUCUGAAGGACGUCCGAAGGCGCAGAAAACUUCAGAAGGACUUUCCGGACGGGUGCAAAUGAGUGGAGGAUCAGAGGAUCAGAGGAGCGGAGGAGCGGAGGAGCGGAGGAGCGGAGGAGCGGAGGAGCGGAGGAGCGGAGGAGCGGAGGAGCGGAGGAGCGGAGGAGCGGAGGAGCGGAGGAGCGGAGCUCUGGCCUAG